AUGGCAGAAAAAAGAAAGAAUACCGAUAAGAGAGACUUUUGCCAAGAAGCAGAAGGCUAUUUGCAUGAUGUGGAAGAAGUUAAACAAUCUACAAAAAAUCAGUCCAAAUAUUUCUGCUGCAAAUUUCAAAAAGAAUCAAGUGUUCACAAAGUGGUGUGCUUCUCCCCUAAUAAGUUUGCCGAUUUUCAAAAUGCGGAAAAAUUAUGUAGUCCAGUGAAAUUAUCUCAAAUCAAAUAUUCCCCUGGAAAAAGAAAUAUUGACAUACUUGUCAAUCAAAAUUCAGACAUAACAAUUGUUCCAACAAAACUUCCUUUCAAGAGAAGGCUUUUGACAAAGACAACUGAUGUUGCAGAAGCUAUCUCAAUUACCAAAAUACUUGAAGACCCUAACGUUAACAUGCAUGCAACUUAUAAUAUUAAGGCGAAUGUCCUUCAGUUGCAAGAUGAAUCAACUGUUGUAAUCUAUGGAGCGAAGAAAAGAACAAAAGAAAUAAUUGUUCAUGAUGGAACUGCACACAUUUGUAUUUCUUUAUUUGAACACUUAAUUGAUGAAGUUGACGUUAACAAAAGUUAUGAAUUCUUAAAUGUGGGUAUUAGAAAUUACUUAGAUAAAAAAUCAAUAACAACAAAACUUAAUACUUGUAUUGCUGAACUGACUGAACCAAUAGAAGUUCCAAAAGAAUUUAAACUAAAUUUGAAUAACAUGCGUGAAGGAACUGUUAAUUCAGCGUCUAUUCAAAGUGACAUUAUAUGUCCUAACUGCAAAAGAAGAGAUCCCAAUUUUGACCAUGUCAUGGAUGAUCCAACAGUUAAAGUAAUAAAAUGUUCUAACAAAUUAUGUCUGAUGACCUCAAGAAAAAAAAGUUUUAAACAUGUUGUCAACGGGUCAUUGGUAUUGGAAUUUAAUGACACUAUUGGUACAUAUUCUCUAAACAAUGACGUGGCUACAUGUUUUGUCGAAGAAAUAAACCAACCCAAUUUAAUUGCAGAUAGUUCUGCUUUUGAAAAUUAUUUACUGGAUGAUAAAAAUCGAUUUUUGUUUAGCAUGAAUGCCAGACACAUUACCAAAAUACAACUAAAUAAGUCAUAA
This is a messenger RNA of Lottia gigantea (owl limpet), 1089 nucleotides long. RefSeq lists its product as hypothetical. The record is from RefSeq and is a predicted model, not a curated record. The transcript has 3 exons. The coding region runs from base 1 to 1089 and encodes 362 amino acids. Lineage: Eukaryota; Metazoa; Mollusca; Gastropoda; Lottiidae.